UUGGUUAAGGACGUUGCUAGGACAUCACGAACAGUUUACAAAUAUGUCGACUUCCUGAGGCGAACCAAAUGGCUAAUGUGGUCGUAUUAUUAUAUUCUUCGUUCUUUACACAUGUUUUACUCUUCGCUUGCUUGGCUUACACUCAAAACAUUGUCGUUUUCCAGCCUUCCUUUGUGAUUACAACGGGACCAGUGGUCACUGCAGUUUUGCUGGGAAACACCUCGGCUAUCUCUCUUAGCCUGAGGACAGUUUCUCCAUCCAACACAACAGGAAACAUUGGUUCUCCAUCAUGUGUAGCAGAAGAAACAAAUUGGAUCCUCACAAGGGAGCAGCUAGGAAAGACUGCAGUUCGAGUUCAUCUAAGACUGAAUCAAAGUCUGCAUUUAUGUGGCAACAAUGAUACAAACACAGACUGCUGUCAAAGAGCAUUGUGCAUCCUGGAAGCCCUUCAGGUGUCUGCCUGUGUGGACGGUACACCCCAGGCAUCACUGCUGAUCCAGGCUAAGAUACAUGCCCUGUUGGUUCCUGCUAAUCCUGGAUCUGAUAAUAAAACAGUUAUUCCAAACCAAGUGUACCAGCCCCUGGGCCCUUGUCCUUGUGACCUGACAUCCGGAGCGUGUGACAUACUCUGCUGUUGUGACACGGAUUGUUCCAAUGAAGAUUUGAAGCUGUUCUCAUCCCAUUGUCUGCCAGGACCCUUCGGUGGGCAGGUCUCUCCUGCUCCAGAUUAUCAGUGUUCUGUGCAGUCCACAGAAAAUUCCCCAGAUUGGUUUCCAUUUUUAUGUGUCAACUCUCCCCCUGAAAACAACCCUUACCUUGGUCACUUUUACAAGGGAGACACAAUUGCACCUAAGCCUGGUCCAUCAUUCCAAAGUCCAGUUUUGCCAGCUCCAGUCCCAGUUGAUGUUUAUAUUCAAGGAAAUCCAAUUUUCACAUUAAAUGGCAAAUACUUCACUGUUCCUCAGAAGGUCCUUGGACUUUGUGUAAACAAUGCUCCUGUAGCAUUUCUGAAAAAUUUCAACUAUGAGUGUACAACUCUGCUGCUCUCCUGUCCAACUGGAUAUCCUCUACAGACACUGUCAGGAAAUCUAAGCAUUAAAGUGAAGAAUGGACAAGGAGGUGAUGUCGUGGUGGAUGUAAUUGAUGAAGUGGCUGCUGAUACGAGUCCAUUUAUUUCCAUAAUAGAUGCAGUUGCCCCCUCAGAUGAGAUGCUCGUUUGUGAAAAUUUGACGUUAGCGCUGGAUUACAAGUUUUACUGGAGAGAAAAUGGCAUCACAGGCAUCACGCUGACAAGGACUAUUGGGACUAUCAUUUUAAAUAGUCUUGCAACAUUAACCACAAAGUAUUCUGCCACAUUUCUAAAUGGAGAAUUUUCUGGCGAGCCAAACUCAGGCAACCCAGGUUACCAGGUGGGAAGGCUUGUUGUUGCUGGAAUUGUGGAAGCUUUGGACAACAACACAGACUUAAUAAAAAGGACAUCAGUUAAUGUUUGGAAACCAGUGAGUGAUGGACUCUGUUCCACUGCUGGGAUGAAACCGGUUCUGUUUGGAGAGAAUUCAACAUCAGGGUGUUUGCUGCCUGUCAGCCGGCAAAAUCUAACUCAGUGUAGCCUUCUGAGAGAGACUGUUACUAACCUACAGGCAGAUUUGAUUGCAGCCACAUAUGUGGCAAAGAGUGGAAACCCAGAUUUUCUAACUAUGGCAGAUUGGAUAAACAUAAGCUUCCCACUGAACUCAAGCACAGCAAUGGAAAACAGCACAAGUACAUGUUACGAUAUUCCGGCCCACCUGCAUAUCCAUAUUUGGAGUGUUAUCACCAGCGUGGUAGAGGGUGUACCUCAGAGGGAAAUUCGUGCUUUGCAAGUCAGCAAUAGCCCAUCUAACUGGGCGCUGGACUGUGGUGGAGGUGCUAUCUCUUCAUGUGUGGACCCAGAGGAGCCUCAGUUGUUCUCCAUCACCUCCUCUGUCACAUUUAUUGACAUUCCUAUCAACACCAGACCACCAAAAACCAGGUUUUACAUAAACUUUACAGAAUAUGACUGUAACAGGAAUGAUGUGUGUUGGCCUGAACUCGCCUUUCCCAUCACCAAGUAUUACACAGGCGAGCCAUUUUCUCAGUCACUGGCUAAGGGCAUGAUCUUGGUUUUCUUCUUUAUCGUUGCCUCAGUUCUUGGCACCCCGUGGAGACAAAUCAGACAGGCGUGGAACAACUCUGCUCACUAAAACUCAGUGAUGAUGGUUUAAAGUGUCACUGAGGAUAAUGACACCUUUUCCUUAAUAACAUAGUAACUUACAUGUUUAUUCCUAUGAUUGUUGUAGGAGUAUAAACUGUUGUAUUUGUGAACCUUUUUGCAAUAAAAAUAUUUUUCUAUUA
Molecule: messenger RNA, 2373 nt
Organism: Neolamprologus brichardi
Lineage: Eukaryota; Metazoa; Chordata; Actinopteri; Cichliformes; Cichlidae
Gene: tctn2
Product: tectonic family member 2
Biological process (GO): smoothened signaling pathway; cilium assembly; protein localization to ciliary transition zone
Cellular component (GO): MKS complex
Source: RefSeq, a predicted model, not a curated record